AUGUUUGCAUACGUCGAUGAACAGACAAUAUAUGCAUAUCACUGCUCUACUAAUGGUGUGUUUCUAUGCCUUUCUCUUCCAAAGGAGAUGGUUCGAUCGGCUUGCGAGCCAGCUCGAGCCGGAUCGUUCCGGUUUACCAUGCGGGUCCUUUCCUGUCUGCCCUGCUGGGAAGACAAGAGCAAUGAUAGACAGCGUUGUAUGUGGAAACUACUGACAAGAAUCGAUAAUGGGCAGAGUACAAGCAAUAAGAGACAUAAAAAAGACAAAAAGGUUGCAACGAGAUGUCACAUGACGAUCUAUGAGACGAACUGUGGAAUGGAUGAAGACCGACGUGGAUAA
Brugia pahangi is the source of this 339-nucleotide messenger RNA. The record is from the annotation of a GenBank genome assembly. NCBI's taxonomy places the organism in Eukaryota, Metazoa, Nematoda, Chromadorea, Rhabditida, Onchocercidae.